AGUUUCGUUUAUUUGACCGUUCUGCCUGCUGGCAGUGACUUGUAAGAUGUCAGGGUCCAGUUCAUCUUACACCGAUGUACCUUUCCCCAUGUGCCUUCUCCCUGUGCCAGCAAUGCAGGCUGUUUCGUGUCCGGCAGCCUCCCGCAUUCUCUUCACCUCCCCACGCCUCUCCCCUCCCCCUCCGCCCGAGUCUCCUGCUCUUGGGGAACAAUCACCACUGAUUGAGGUUCACUCGACGUUAGACUGGAAAACUGGGCUGUUAUUUAGGAAGUCAUCAAUCACAUCUCCUCCCCCGGAAAGAGAUGGCAGAGAAACCUGUGAAGUACAAUUUCUUACUAUACCUCUCAAAAAUAUUCUGAAACGAGCAGCAUUAUUGGUUAGGAAAUUUGUAGCGAUUUUUUUCCCAGUAGGAUUUUAUUUUAAAUUUGAAAGAAUUUCAGAUUGGAAUUAGGAGUGCUUUUGCCUUUUGGUAGGUUUAUGUUACCAAUAUCUGAAGUUAAUGGUUAAUUAAAUUUAAAUUUGGGCUUAGGAAUUACAUAUUUCCUUCCACGAAUUAAAUAUUAAAUUAACGUCCCUAAGGUGGUUUGGUGCUAUGGAAUAGCAGAUUGCCUGUGGGGUGUGUGUGUGGGGGGAAUCAUAACGUCAGUUGCUUUAUUUAAAUGGCUCCCCCUAUGAGAUUAGAGAGGCUUGUGUGUGGAGCACACGUGUGCACAAAUACGGACUGUCGCUUUUCCAAACCAGCAAUUCACAAGGACCCUUCGUUGUGUUUAAACAGUACAAAAUUAGCAUUCUGGUUAAUCAUAAAGAAGCGUCCCAAAUCGUCUUUAAGAUAACAUGCUUGAGUUUUCCGUGUUCAUUCAUAAAUUAUUUUGAUGUCAGCACAGAUGAAAUGGCGAUUGGUUAUCUCUUCCUCUUGCCAGCCCCUUAAGGAUCCGAGGUGAAAUUAGUAGCAAGAAAGCAUGUAAUUGACAAAGUCACGUGUGCUCAGGGGGCCAGAAACUGGAGAGAGAAGAGAAAAAAAAUCAAAAGAAGGAAAGCACAUUAGACCAUGCGAACUAAAUUUGUGAUCGCACAAAAUCAAGAUGUUAGACGGAUGCUGAAGAUCACUCCGGUCCAAAGGGAAAGUUUUCAUCUCUCGAGUUUGAAGCUGAGGGCCGGUGGGGCAACAUGGCCGAAGGCGGGGCAAGCAAAGGUGAAGAGCCAGAAAAGCUGCCUGAGCUGGCCGAGGAGGAAUCCCAGGUUCUGCACGGAACUGGCCACUGUAAGUGGUUCAAUGUGCGCAUGGGAUUCGGAUUCAUCUCCAUGAUAAACCGAGAGGGAAACCCCUUGGAUAUCCCAGUGGAUGUAUUUGUACACCAAAGCAAACUAUUCAUGGAAGGAUUUAGAAGCUUAAAAGAAGGAGAGCCAGUGGAAUUUACAUUUAAAAAAUCCCCCAAAGGCCUUGAGUCAAUACGGGUAACAGGACCAGGUGGGAGCCCCUGCUUAGGAAGCGAAAGAAGACCCAAAGGGAAGGCCCUGCAGAAGAGAAAACCAAAAGGAGACAGGUGGAGACGACAGGAUUUACUGAUGGAUCAGAUGUGGACUGUGAGAGAAGAAGAGUCCAGGAUGAUUCCAAGAUGCUACAACUGUGGUGGCCUUGACCAUCAUGCUAAAGAAUGUAGUCUACCUCCGCAGCCAAAGAAGUGCCAUUACUGUCAGAGCAUCAUGCACAUGGUGGCCAACUGCCCACACAGAAUCCUCGCCCAGCUGCCCCCCAGUUCUCAGGGGAGACAGGAGGCGGAGUGCCAGCCAUGCACCUCUGCUUCACCGAGGGAAGGGGGCGGGGCGCGUGGCUGCACUUCACCCUCUCCUCAGGAGGCGAGGUCAGAGACGGCAGAGCCGCCAGACAGGUCACCCCAAGAAGUUUCUUCUGUGAAGGCCUUUGCAGCACCAGAAGAGCAGAACAAAAAGGGGCCUUCGAUUCAAAAACGGAAAAAGACUUAGUGCUUGUCAGCGUCUUCUUCACCCGCUUGGGAAGUCUACCUCACGCAAGCACAGGGAUAGUAUUCCAGAGAGCAGCCGACGUCAUUAACUACUGUUGAGGAACUGUGGAUUCUUUAACCAGACAAAUCACUCCUAAGCAAAUGACAUUGAAGCAGGGUGUCAUGUUUUAUAGAACUGAGAUACUACAUAUAGUAUGUGCGUAAGUGAGAGGGGAAACUUGAGGCUGUGUGUGUGUGUGUGUGUGUGAGGGUUUCACAUAGGAACGUAGGCAUAUACAUAUAUACACAUACAUACAUAUAUGUAUGUGCCUGUCUUUAUACAUGUAUGUAUGGAGAUAUAAGCACAUACUCCCCCUCAGAUAAUUGAGCAUCUCCAAGCAUUGAAAGUCCAUGUGAAGCAUCUGAGGUGGUUUCAGAAUUAACCCUUGGAAUUUUUCCUAAAUACCACUUCUUUUAUAUUACCUAAAAAUAACCUCCGGCCUUUACCUUUCAUGUGAACCAAAGCAUGUUUCAGAUCUCAGACUGCCAGUCAAAUGGUACUAAAGGUUUGGGGAUACUUGGUGCCUCCAGAGUCUGGAUUCAUCAUGUGUCCUGGUGCUGAUGGAGUGUUUUGCUAUUGCUGUUUUCUGCCUUCUCCUGUUUGAAGGUGGUAACCUAACUUUAAUGCCUCUGGCUGCCGUAAGCUUUUCACUGUUAGCUACGUAACAACUCCAGAAGAGACAACGAAUGUGAAGUUUCUGGGCUGAUAUUUCACUGUUUUUUGUUUUGAUUGUAAUUUACAUGCCUAUUAAGAAAAAUGAAGGGGAAGGUAAUGUAUAAAUAUCAUGGUAUGAUCCUUUUCAGCGGUAUUUUGGUACCAGCUCUUUUACAUGUUUCCGAGUUGUUUAAGGGACCAUGGCAACAGAAGCCUCUCUUGACUAAGCAGCUUCUGAACUAUCACUUAGAACGGGAAGGUCUCCUUACUUACUACUGAAGCCUUAGAGGAAACUAAAUAUUUGGGUAUAUUUUGGUGACUGUUUUUAUUCCCCCCAUAGAGUCCUCAGACCUGUUUCUAAAACAAACAAUAGCACCAUAGAAGUGAAUAAAAUAGUGGGGCUUAGAGUGAAAAGUAAGUAGAUGCUCACACUGCCCAGCAGAUACAGCCCAGGACUGAUACUGAAAAGAAUAGUGUCUGGUGGCCGGCAGCUAGCAUGACGAGCCAGGAGCAGUUACCAAAUCCCUCCCCGCCAUGUGGCUGGGAGUGCUUUAUGUGAUAACACUGAUGGCAGUUACCCUGAGCAUAGAGGAUGAAGUAACCUAAGUUAUGGAUUCAGGAUGAGCAUUCAGGGCUACUAGUAAUCUUGUCAGAUGAAGUCUCAGUUUGCUAACAGAUUGGCUAGGGACUGAUCAUAGUAUAGGUCUGUUUUCCAUCAUGUUUAAAAAAAAUGGAGUUAGCCUAGUUCUAAAUGUGAUGAGCAAACUUUUGAAACAUCUCCAAGAAGGUACCAAGGAAUUACAGUGAAUAAUUUUGGCAAUAAAUAUAAUUUUAUAUGGGCCUGUUGGUAUAAGCUCAGAUAAUCAAACAAGAAAGCAUCAUGACUCAAAUGAGAUGCAUUCUACUGAGGAAUUUCUUCCUCCUGUAUGCCAGUCCUUUCCAGGUUAGCUUGACUCUUUUGACAGUAUUUAUGAGAAUUUCCAUAGUGUUUUAUUGACGUAUCAUUGUGCUGUAAUGCAGAGCUUACUGUUGACGAUAUUGAAUGUGAUGUAGCCAUAGAGAAGUACUGCCUUGCCUUACGUGAGGAUUUCAAUUAUGUAGACAAAUCAAAGUGUCACCCAAGUAUAAUGAACAAAGUAACACUUGUACAAGCAAAAUAGGAUAGGUCACUUUGAAAGUUCAAACCAAAGUUCCUUGACUAUAAAAAUAGGAAACUAUGGACUUGAAAAUUGGACAUUCUGUUUACAUAUAAAAAUCAGAGCUGAGAUCAUUUUUAAAAAUGAAAGUAGAAAAUUCUGAAACACUUGAACUAUGGACCUUAUGGGUGCAGUUGACAUUUUUCAGCAUCUGACCAGAUGGAAUUACUAAGAGCACAUACCAAACCUAUCUUAUGAUUAAAAGUUGGGGUUUAUUUUUUAUAUGAAAAUAUUGUCAUUAUUACAUGCUCAGGACAAAGAAUUUUGCUCAGGGAACAUACAAUAUAAUGUUUUUAUUGUUUCUUUACAGACUAGUCUAUAGUCCUGCUUACUCAAAACAAGCCAAAUAAAUUAGGUCUUUAUGUAUGUACAUGUACUUGUUGGUAACUACCUCUGAGUCUGACAUUGAUCAUAAUUCUGAGUAUCCGAUGUUGGUCCUCCUGUUUUUAUGUCACGUGAAGAGCCUUGUAAAGCAAAACUCCUACUCCUUGUAGAUGUGAAUCCACUGAUGUGAGCACUUUGCUCAUCCACUUGAGUGAAACAUUCUGUUUACAGCACAUG
Messenger RNA from Peromyscus maniculatus bairdii (prairie deer mouse), 4433 nucleotides. It is a transcript of the gene Lin28b, whose product is annotated as lin-28 RNA binding posttranscriptional regulator B. Gene Ontology annotation, biological process: pre-miRNA processing. Gene Ontology annotation, cellular component: cytoplasm; nucleus. The record is from RefSeq and is a predicted model, not a curated record. NCBI's taxonomy places the organism in Eukaryota, Metazoa, Chordata, Mammalia, Rodentia, Cricetidae. Gene Ontology annotation, molecular function: mRNA binding; zinc ion binding.